Molecule: messenger RNA, 1507 nt
Organism: Carya illinoinensis
Lineage: Eukaryota; Viridiplantae; Streptophyta; Magnoliopsida; Fagales; Juglandaceae
Product: purine permease 3-like
Exons: 2
Coding region: 127-1212 (361 amino acids)
Cellular component (GO): membrane
Molecular function (GO): purine nucleoside transmembrane transporter activity
Source: RefSeq, a predicted model, not a curated record
GAUGCUUGCUUUUGUUACUUAUCCUAACCCUUCGAUCGUCACAAUUCUCAUCCCAAUUAUUUAUCUGUGACUGAGUCGCACACAGUACUGACCAGUACUGAGUCUACUGACCCAUACACGAGAAAGAUGGAGGGAGCGCAGGGGCAACUUUACGAUUCCAUGGAACCCAAGGCUCAAGGUAACCCCGUCAUGAAGAAACUCCUUCUCAUACUCAACUGCAUCCUAUUAUCCAUAGGCAACUGCGGCGGCCCACUAAUAAUGCGUCUUUAUUUCAUCCAUGGGGGAAAGCGAGUGUGGCUCUCGAGCUGGCUCGAAACCGGUGGCUUUCCGGUCAUCCUCCUUCCCCUUGCGUUCGUAUACUUCCAACGCCGUGCCACCCAAGGGCCGGGAACCGAGCUCUUCUUCAUGAAGCCACCUCUGUUCCUUGCCGCCGCCUUCAUAGGAAUCGUCACCGGCUUGGACGACUACCUUUAUGCCUACGGAGUGGCACGCCUUCCCGUUUCGACCUCCUCUCUGAUCAUCGCCAGUCAGCUCGCUUUCACGGCGGGCUUCGCUUUCCUUCUGGUGAAGCAGAAGUUCACCUCGUACUCGAUCAACGCGGUGUUUUUGCUGACCGUUGGAGCGGCGGUCUUGGCUUUGCACACGAGUAAUGACCGUCCGGAGGGCGAAUCGAAUAAGGAGUAUCUUGCAGGGUUUUUCAUGACUCUGGGAGCGUCGGCGCUGUAUGGGUUUCUGCUGCCGUUGGUGGAGCUGACGUAUAAGAAAUCGAAGCAGGAGAUGACGUAUUCGCUGGUGAUGGAGAUUCAGAUGGUGAUGUCUUUCUUUGCCACUCUUUUUUGCACAGUAGGGAUGCUGAUCAACAAAGACUUCCAGGCAAUACCGAGAGAAGCAAAGACAUUCGGACUCGGGGAAACGAAGUACUAUGUUGUGAUGGUUUGGAGUGCAAUUAUUUGGCAGACAUUCUUCUUGGGAGCAAUAGGAGUAAUCUUUUGUGCCUCGUCUUUACUCUCCGCUGUUAUAAUUGCCGUUCUACUCCCUGUGACAGAGAUCCUAGCAGUCAUUUUCUACAAAGAGAAAUUUCAAGCUGAAAAAGGAGUUGCUUUGGCACUUUCUCUUUGGGGAUUUGUUUCAUUCUUUUAUGGAGAGAUGAAACACAACAAGAAAAAGAAGCAAACUCCAGAAGAAGAGAUGUCUCAAAUUCCUGGUCCAUGAUUACAUUUACCCCGCAGCCCAAAAAGAAAAUGUUGAAAUCUAUCUUAAUUUUUCCUGGUGGGGUACAUUUUAUAUUAAAGUUUGAAUAUAAGCAAGGCUGAGGCCGGCUUAUUCAAAUGUGAUAAUUUCAUUUGCGAAAGCUCUAUAUAUUUGGCUUUCAUGCAGAAACCUUAAGACGAGGACGUUCGAUACGUCCUAUAUGUUUAUCUCUUCAGAAUAGAAGAAUAGUAGUCAAUGUAUAUUGCAUAAGAAAUAUAAUUUAGUUCUUAAUAUAUAAUGCCUCCCUGUUCAAAUA